GCCAUAACAGCUGAUUUAAUAUUUACACCUACGAACGUACAAUACACACAAAGUGCGUUAAUCGUCAUAAAAAAUCUGCUGUCAUAGAUUUAAGAAGAAGAGAAAAUAAACAAAUGAAUUUAACUCAAUUCAUAGUAAGUGGAUCUCAUACGAACGACGUUGUUGUUGUUUUUUUUUGUGUGUGUGACGGACAGUUUAUAUCGCACAUUGAAUAGCGGAACAACUUAUCACAGCUUACGUUUAUCUCACCAGUGCGAAUAUGAAAUAAUUUGACAUUUGAUAUUUGUGAAACGAUUUAUCUUAAACAAGUGUCGGGGUCGCAUGCACUUUACAUCUACAUUUUUUACUUCAAAUCUACAUUUUUUUACCACGUACAUGAUAACAGUCGUUCAAAUAUUUCACAACAAAACUGGUUGCUACUGACUUACAUAAAAUAGUUUACUGUGUGAAAUGAAAACUUAAAGUCGGAACUAAUAUUUUAGUGACACUCAUUGAAGUUUUUUUUUUCAAGUUUAAUAAAAAGUUUGUUCAUUUAACUCAAGUUAUAGUUGGAACUAUUCAAUUAAGUUUUUCAAUUAAAUAAUAAUAAUUUGUUAAUUGCGAAGGUGGUAAUCGACCAAAUCACACAUGUUGAAAUCAAUGCAUGUCAUAAUUGGAAGAAUGAUGCAAUUAAAACUGUUGUGCUUAGUUAUUUUUACUCUGAUAAUUCAGUGUAAUGCGGAUGCGGUUGACAAUGAAAUUUCAGAACUAUCUGAGCGUUUAUUUGAUGCAAGCACCCCGAACAUAUUGAGUCGAGUUAAGGUUAAUCUUCAGGGAAGAACCACAAGUUCGGCACUAACAGACGAAGCACCAGCACCCCUUUUGACUGUAAGCAAUGCAUCAUUGUCUGGCAUAGCGACAAUUGUAAAAAUGCGAGCUCUUUGGGAUAAUUAUGAAGCAAAUACGAUGACCGUUGAAAAUGUCACACCGUCCGAGCUUAGAGAAGAGGAUGAAUUCAUUGACGAAGUUUUAGACACAGCUGUUAUGAAGAUGGCCAUGACCUACCUUCAGCAGAAAGGUUCUGUACGAUCGGAUCGUGCGAGUCAGAAAAAUCUACUGAAAACCCUUUGGUUCACGUUGUAUUCUAGAGGCGGUGGUAAGGUUGGAAGUUGUGCAUUUGAGCAUGUUUUUAUGAACGAAAUUAAGGGCAAUGAAAUUUCUGGCUUGCACAAUUGGAUUUAUUUUGCCGAAGAAGAAAGAGACAGCCGACAAUAUUUGGACUACAAAGGAUACAUGAAAUCGCUUCAUUUGGGAAAUAAAGCACAAAUCAUUAAAUAUCGCAUGAGCUACAAAAAUGAGAGUAAGCCGGUUUCAACAAUGUUUAUUGGUACGCUACCCGAACUAGAAAUGGCUUUGUAUACAGUUUGUCAUGAGGCGAAAAAAAUACGGUGCGAAAUCUCAUUGGGCGGAAAGAAAAUUGUAAUCAGAGUGUAUCCGUUUUUCUAUCGCGGUAAACGUUUGAUUGGCAGUGCUUUUCCACAAUUUUAAAUGCGAUAAGAUACUUUUAAGUCCAAAUAAAAAAUAUUCUACAUAUGAAUGAAAAUAAUAUAACUGCA
This is a messenger RNA of Contarinia nasturtii (swede midge), 1595 nucleotides long. Its product is annotated as poly(U)-specific endoribonuclease homolog. The record is from RefSeq and is a predicted model, not a curated record. NCBI's taxonomy places the organism in Eukaryota, Metazoa, Arthropoda, Insecta, Diptera, Cecidomyiidae. Gene Ontology annotation, molecular function: RNA endonuclease activity. The transcript is spliced from 5 exons. The coding region runs from base 628 to 1527 and encodes 299 amino acids.